This is a messenger RNA of Phaedon cochleariae (mustard beetle), 1671 nucleotides long. Lineage: Eukaryota; Metazoa; Arthropoda; Insecta; Coleoptera; Chrysomelidae. The record is from the annotation of a GenBank genome assembly.
AUAUUUCUGUCAAUCAAAAUUUCAUUGUGGAACAGAAUCGAAACUCUGCACAAAACCAGAUCGCAAGAUGAAAUGUUAAAAUUGUUUUCAGUAUUCGAAUUUGCUCUACGAACCAUUUCUAAAAUGGCUUGCCCAGUGAGUGACCAGUGCAAAGGUCUGGCUUCUGGAGGUAAAACUUACAAAAUCGUGAUGGUAAGACAUGGUGAAUCAGAAUGGAACAAGCAGAACUUAUUUUGCGGAUGGUACAAUGCAGAUCUCAGUGAUAGAGGUAGGGAUGAAGCAAAAAGAGCUGGAAAGGCGUUGAAAGAUGCCAACUAUGAAUUCGAUCUAGCUUUCACUUCCGUGUUGAAAAGAGCAAACGAAACGCUGGACGGGAUAUUGACGGAGCUGGGCCAGACAGGCAUACCGAUUCGGAAAACUUGGAGGCUGAAUGAGAGACAUUAUGGAGGAUUGACAGGUCUGAACAAAGUGGACACCGUGGCCAAAUACGGCGAUGAGCAGGUGGCGAUAUGGCGGCGCAGCUUCGACGUGCCCCCGCCCCCCAUCACGCCCGACAACCCCUACUACGACACCAUCCUCCAAGACCCCAUCUACGCCGACGGGCCCCCCAAGGAGGAGUUCCCCAUGUUCGAGUCGCUCAAGCUGACGAUCGCGCGGACGCUGCCCUUCUGGAACGACGUCGUCGUGCCAGAAUUGAAGGCUGGAAAGCGGGUUCUUAUCGCCGCGCACGGGAACAGUCUCAGAGGUAUAGUCAAACAUCUGGACCAAAUGAGCAAUGAUGAUAUCAUGAAGUUGAAUUUGCCGACUGGCAUACCAUUCUAUUACAUUCUGGAUGAGAACUUGAAACCUGUGCCAAAUGAGAGUUUGAAAUUCUUAGGAGAUCCAGAGACUGUCAGGAAGGCUAUGGAAGAAGUAGCUAAUCAAGUUAAAGCAAAGAAAUGAAUGGUCUAAGAAGAAUGAAAGCUUGAAAUUGUACAGUCUUAUAAAAAGACUGCAAGUAUAACUUAAAAAUUUUCAGAUUUUAAAAAGUAAAAUAAAUGCUUUGGAACUUAAUAUAAACUGGUAUCAAUAUAAUUUUCUCUCAACAUUAACCAAAGUUUGUAGAAUAAUCAUAUUUUUUAUUGAUGUCUUUGAUUGCCCUGUGAAAUUCAGUUUUUUUCUAAAUUUUUGUCUGCAAUUUGAAGAGAAUGUCACAAAAAAUGAAUAUAAAUUAGUGUAAAAAAGAUUGAGUUAGCUAUAAAAAAAAAAGAAAUAAGCCCAUAGUAUAUUCAUUUAUUUUUCAAAAUAAUACAUAACACCACAAACACAAAAGUAUUGAUAAAAUUUUGUACACAUUUCAAUUGGAAAAAGUAACUCAAAUACCAAUUUGUGAUACAUUUGGAUUCAGAAGAAGCUGAAUCCUACAGAACAAUAAAAAAAUAUCAUAUUUUAAAAAACAUUGAUCAUUCUUCAAACAACAAUUGCUUUUGGAAAAAUAUUAUAGAGAUACCAAUGAUACUAGUUCAUAGUGAAUUUCAAACCAGUCAUUCUGUUAUACCUUGCAGCAUUUUGAAUUUGUUAGACUACAUUUUUUAUAUAUUAUUCUUGUAUCUCUACCCUGAAUAUACCUACCACAAUACCUGCUUCAUAUUAUUUUGUCUUGGAUCUGUGGUCUGUGAAUUUAUUGCCAUC